AUGUCUCCCUCCCAAUCUGCCGAUGAGCUGCCCUGGCACCCCGAAAAUACCAAGCUUCCAACUCGCCACCACGUCCCCCAUAUCCCAGGAGCUCCAGAAGGUGCUUGUUGGGUGUGGGGAAAGGAUGACAACCUUGGAAGGCUUAACCUUCUCACUCCUGCUCGGGUUAAGGCCGCUGCUCAGGAAAUUCGGACGGGAGAGCUGGUCCCUCUUAACUUGCCUCUCAAUGUGCCUGAAACCCCAGGGUUUGGCAGAGAGAAGUUCGUGCAUACAAUCAAGACGCUCUACGAAAAUAUCGCAUAUGAUGAUAAAUAUGAGCUGAAUACUCAGAGCGGAACACAGUGGGAUGGCUUUAGACAUUUUGCGCAUCUCGCUACUCAGUCCUUCUACAAUGGGACCAAGGGAAAGGACAUUGUCGGCCCGGAAGCAAAUCAUAACUGUAGUAUUCACCACUGGGCCAAUCACGGCAUAGCCGGUCGUGGUGUUCUUAUCGACUACUGGACCUAUGCUAAUGCUAAUGGCAUUAAAUAUGACCCUUAUACCUCCCAUGCAAUUACGUUUGAUGAUCUUUACAAGUGUGGGAGGGCUCAGGGCAUCGAUAUUCGCCCAGAAGCACAGGGUGGAGACAUCAAAGUUGGAGACAUCCUAAUGGUGCGCUCUGGCUUCGUUGAUAGCUACUAUUCACGGAGUCCUGAAGAGCGCACCCAGCUUGCACUGCGCCCCCAUGCCAUCGGCGAGGGAGAAGAGCAGAAAUAUGCUGGACUUGCUCAAGAAGAUGCUAUCCUCGAUUGGCUUCAUGAUUCCUACUUUGCCGGUGUUAUUGGAGAUGCCCCUGCUUUCGAGAGAUGGCCAACCCCAAAGGAGUACUAUCUCCAUGAAUACAUUUUAGCUCUAUGGGGAAUGCCGCUGGGCGAAAUGUGGGAUCUUGAAAAACUCGCUGUCAAGUGCCGCGAAACUAAUCGCUGGUUCUUCUUCAUGACAAGCGCCCCAGCUAAUGUCCCAGCGGGUGUGAGUUCUCAUGCCAAUGCAACUGCGAUCUUCUAA
Ophidiomyces ophidiicola is the source of this 1044-nucleotide messenger RNA. RefSeq lists its product as uncharacterized. Gene Ontology annotation, molecular function: arylformamidase activity. Bases 1 to 1044 code for a protein of 347 amino acids. The transcript has 6 exons. The record is from RefSeq and is a predicted model, not a curated record. Lineage: Eukaryota; Fungi; Ascomycota; Eurotiomycetes; Onygenales; Onygenaceae.